Messenger RNA from Plasmodium reichenowi, 501 nucleotides. Its product is annotated as ATP synthase subunit C, putative. Gene Ontology annotation, biological process: proton transmembrane transport; proton motive force-driven ATP synthesis. The transcript has 4 exons. Lineage: Eukaryota; Apicomplexa; Aconoidasida; Haemosporida; Plasmodiidae. The record is from RefSeq and is a predicted model, not a curated record. Gene Ontology annotation, molecular function: proton transmembrane transporter activity. The coding region runs from base 1 to 501 and encodes 166 amino acids.
AUGAUGAAUAAGUUUUUUUAUAAUACUUUAAAUUCAUCUCUUUUUCAAAAUUUUAAAUUAAAGAGCUCAUAUUUGAGCAGUGGAUAUUUUUUCUCUAAUAGAAGUAUAACUACCAAUGUGAACAAAUCCUUUAUUUCUAAUUACUUAUUUAAGGAAAAUAAUUUUUUUAGAUCUUAUCACACCUCGCCAUUUAUAUGUAGAUCAGUUAAUAAUUCAAAUUGUAACACCCUCCUUCAAAAGGAUGAAAAAUAUAGUGUUAGCAAACAAUUUGGUGUCAGACACGAUAGUGGCAUUGCAAGUUUAUCAGCAGCUAUUGCCUUAAUGUCAGUUGGAGGGGUUGCUCAAGGUAUAGGUAACCUUUUUUCGGCUUUGGUUUUAGGAACUAGUAGAAAUCCAUCAAUUAAGGAUGAGUUAUUUACAUAUACCUUAAUUGGUAUGGGUUUCUUAGAAUUUCUUGGUAUCAUUUGUGUUUUGAUGAGCGCUGUUUUGUUAUAUUCUUAA